UUAACCCACCUUACCUUGUGAAUUGACAGUGCAGCGGUUUCUGAGUAUCUGAGGGAAUUAAAAAUCGUUGCAUCCCAGGCUGUCUAACUUUGUUGUUUAUUGUUUUGAAAGAGAAGAUGUCUUACGCGGCUGACUCAGGUGAAGGGAAGGUAGAGGUAGUAGUGAAGGAGGAAGAGCAACCUUCCCCCUCUGCUCCUGCCCCUCCUCCUCUCACCCCUGCUCAGCGGCGUAAGCAGGAAAUCCAGGAAAAACUGCGAGAGCAACAGGCGCUGCUCGCAGAAGCUGAGAGACAGGAGGUUGCAGAAUUAGAGGCUGCAACAGAUGCGUCUCGCAAGGAAUUUUUGCUGCAGCAAGCAGAGAAGACUAUGGUUGAUGACAGGGUGACCCAUUGCACAAAGUAUCAGGCUGAGCUGGGCACAAAGACUGGAGAUCUUUUGGCCACGCAGCACUGGGUAUGGAGGCCAAGCUCCAUGUCCAGGCCCCUUCCAGUGACGGGAAGAAAGGCGUUUUCCCUCGCGGUGGUAGAAGGGGAAAAGCGGCCUUUGCGCAUGCAGGAUCUGCGUCAUCUUCUUAUGCAGGAUCCCGGCCUGCCCAACUCGGUCAAAAAACUGAAGCUGAACCUGGAGACAGCAGUUCCCUCCAGUGCUGCACCUGCAUCUGCAUCUGCAGCAACUUCAGUUGAGACUUGUGUCCUUCCCAGUAUGGGGACUGCACGGGCAGCAUCCUUCACUUAUGAGGAUCGUGACCCGGAUCAGGAACCGGACCAGUCUGAGUGUCAAUCACUUGCUGCUUUUCUCUUUCAUCUGAAAGAGCAAAAGAAGAACAAGUCUGAUCUCAUACUCCUUCGGCCCCUGAUCAAUCACAGCAGAAUCAAACGGCUGCUGGACUAUGGAGCCACCCGAAAUUUCAUGUCUCCCAGUGCAGUCAAAAAACUGCAUCUGGGCAUGAAAGUAGUGCAACUGCAGCAACCGCUGCAGGUCAGGAUAGGUGACUCCACUGUACUAACUAUCCGGGAGAAGGUCAAGCAAACAGAUGCCCCCAUCACUCCCUGUCCUCCUAAGAUACAACAGGUAGUUGACCAGUAUGCUAAUCUGAUGCAGGAGCCCUUUGGAUUACCCAACCGGCCAACCAAGCAUCAUAUUGAGCUGCUGCCUGGAGCGGUCCGUCCCAAGGGCCGCAUCUACAGGAUGUCUCCUGCUGAGCUUAAGGAGCUCAGACGACAGCUUGAGACCCUGACCAGCAAAGGCUGGAUCAGGCCCAACACUUCUGAAUCCGGUGCCCCAGUCCUCUUUGUUCCAAAGCGGAGUGGCGAGUUUAUAAUGUGCAUCGACUACAUGGCUCUCAACAAGAUCACUAGGAAGAGUACAGAGCCACUUCCUAGGAUCGAUGACCUUCUUGAUAUUGUCCAGGGAUGCACCAUCUUCAGCAAAGUCGACCUCAAAUCUGGUUACCACCAGAUUGAGAUGGAAGAGGAGGAUGUCCACAAGACAACCUUCAAAAACCAGAUAUGUGAUGAGUGGCAGUCCUACUGCAAGGACUACCUGCACUCACACCUGGACAUGACUUCUGGUUGCCAUCCUGAAGCCAAUGGAUUGGCUGAAGUGAUGAACCAAGUCCUAUUCCAUCUGCUGCGUCCUGUCAUCUCGCCAGAUCAACAGGACUGGGUUCUACACUUAGCGAGGGCACAACUCAUGUAUAACAUGUCUGUCCACUCCUCGACAGGGUUUAGUCCCUACCGAUUACACAAGGGACGUGAGCCACGACAACCUCUCGACGAUAUCAUCGAUAAGGCUAAGCCUGAUUUGACCCGAGACACGGCAAAGUUCGCUAGACGCUAUCGUCUGGAUGUGGAAAGAGCCCGCGCGAACUUGUUCAAAGCCCAAAAGACUAUGAUUGAACAAGCUAAUCGCCACAGGCGGCCUUCCCCCAUCCGCACUGGUGAUCAUGUCUGGGUGGCCAGCUCUGAGCUGUCGAGGGAGGAGGACAUCUCCUCCAAGCUUUUGCCACAUGUCUUCAAUGAGGAGGAAUGCGAGGGCCAAGAGGGGGAGGAUGGUGGUGAGGAGGACGGCGGGGGCAAUGAAGGAGAUGUGGAUGGUGAAGACAACGACGUGGACAACGACAGAUAUGUUGGUGAUGAGGAAGUCGAAGACAAUCGCUUCUACCAAUACGAGCGCCCCCGCGACGUCAACGAAACACAUGCUUGUCGUGGGGAUGACGCCUAUGACGUUGGUGAUGAGGCUGAUGGCCAGCCUGCAACCUCCCAUGGAGUGUCGCAGUCGCAUAACCAGGCGAAGGAUGGGAGAGACAAACAUGGCUCACGGGGAAAGAAAACGAGGGGAGAAGCGUUGAUCUCUCAAAUGAGUCAAACGAAACAAGCAAGGAGUGACGCCGUCAAUGAGGCUCGCGGAGCGUUGACGGCAUCCCAGGAAACGCGGGCUCCUCGGAAAACUGGCGGGGGGGGGGGGCGAACUCGCAGUCGUGGCGGAGACCGUGACGUCGGUAGGAAAGACUCGCAGAGGGUCAGGUCACAUGAACUGCGGGAAUCGGGGGAUGAGGGCGAGGGGGUGGGGCCUUGCAUGCCCGAAGGUGUUGACGACCCGGUUUAGCACACCGCGCCCCUCAACACGACGCGCUGUUUCUUUCUUGAAUACGACGAGCACGACUUCGUCAGCAACACGUCC
Chara braunii is the source of this 2681-nucleotide messenger RNA. The record is from the annotation of a GenBank genome assembly. Lineage: Eukaryota; Viridiplantae; Streptophyta; Charophyceae; Charales; Characeae.